Molecule: messenger RNA, 4769 nt
Organism: Micropterus salmoides (largemouth bass)
Lineage: Eukaryota; Metazoa; Chordata; Actinopteri; Centrarchiformes; Centrarchidae
Product: rho guanine nucleotide exchange factor 40-like
Source: RefSeq, a predicted model, not a curated record
AAAUGUUGAACUUGUUUUUUGACUUUGCACUGAAAGAAUGAACACGAGGCGUAUGAGAACCAACGGAGACCGGCAGCUGAGUAUGGACACUGCUGAGACCAGCUACUGCUUCUGCUACCUGGAUCAGGGGACUCGCCUGUCUGACCUGCAGACUGCCGCUGACUGUCUGCAGGACUCUGAGUCUUUGGACCGCUGCAUCCAGACUGCUCUGUCAGACCUCUACCCGCCCUUCCAGGCCACAUCCCCGACUGUCCUCUGUCAGGUCCUCAGCGUGGUGCAGAGCUGCUACAGAGGAGACGGCCUUCGCUACCUGAUCCACUUCCUGUUGCCCGCAAAGCAGCUGUUAGCCAACCUGCAGCAAGACGCCUGCCUGCAGUACUGUGGUCUGCUGUUUCGCCAUGAAGGCUGGCCUCUGUGCGUCCAUGAGAAGGUAGCGGUUCAGCUCUGUCCUCUGGACCAACGCCUCCUCCGUCCAGGAGACUUCUACCUGCUGGUUUCUCCUCCUGCUGCUGUUCCUCGUCCUCAAGCACGCAGCGCCUCCUGUCGGAGCGCCGUGUCCUCCUCCCCCCGCCUGCUCGUGUGCAGCGUGUCGGCCGGCAGCCGUCAUGUGGAGCAGCAGGAGGUGUCGGAGAUAGCCCUGCGGUCCAUCUUCAGCAUGGCCUGGCUGGACUCUGUUAACAGGGAGAGGGAGCAGCGAGGAGCAUCCAGGCUGGAGCGCUGCCUCCUCUCUGCCCACGGAGACGUCUUCAGGGUCCCGUGGGAGGACCUGGUCUAUCCACAGUUCAUCAGCCGGCCCCGGAUCCUGAAGGAGGAUAAGGAGUCGUCCGUUAAGGAUGGAGAUGCGUUAAUUAAUGCAUCUCACAAUCCGUGUAGCGACAGGAGACAGGAUGUACAGCUCCUCCCAGCUACAAAAACUGACCAAUCAGCAGCGAGCAGUGAGGGCGAGGACUCGGAGGGCGAGUACGUGGAGCUGAUGGAGCUCCCGCUGCCUCGCUUCUCCCUCAGAAAGAACCAGCGCACACUGCGCCACGCACACACCUCAACACGCACCUCAACACACCCACUCCACCACGCACACACCUCAACACGCACCUCAAGACGCACACUCCGCCACGCACACACCUCAACAAACCCACUCCACCACGCACACACCUCAACACACACCUCAAGACGCACACUCCGCCACGCACACACCUCAACAACCCACUCCACCACGCACACACCUCAACACACCCACACCUCCACGCACACACCUCAACACGCACCUCAAGACGCACUCUCCGCCACGCACACACCUCAAGACGCACUCUCCGCCACGCACACACCUCAAGACGCACUCUCCGCCACGCACACACCUCAAGACGCACUCUCCGCCACGCACACACCUCAAGACGCACUCUCCGUCACGCACACACCUCAACACACACCGACUGACGCUACGACACACUCCGCCAGUAACACACACGCCACUUCCCACGCUGGGCUGUGCUCCAGGCUCCUCGAGGAGAACCUCAGCCAGGACUCCUGUGGACCCGUCAUCCUCACCCCCAUCUCCCCCACCUCCUCCUCUGCUCCUCCUGAAGUCGUGGGAACCUCCAGCUGUCAGUCGGAGCGCUGGACGUCUCAGGAGCAAAGAGGAGGUACUGACUCAGGCGGGAGUCUGAAGCUAAACACUGAACCUGCAAACUGCACAGAGCAGAGAGAGGAAGAGGAGGAGGUGGAGGAGAGCAAGGAGGAGGUGGCAGUGAAAGAGCGAGGGAAAGAGGAGGAGCUGAGGGAGAGGGAGAAAGGGAAGCAUGACAUGGUGGUUGAUGAGGAUGAGGAAAUGGAAGAAGAGCUGAAGUGUAGUAGGGAUGAAGAUUUACUGUUGUGCACACACACUGCUGAGGAGGGAGGAGAAAGGGAGGAGGAGGAGGAGGAGGGAAAUGAAUGUGAAGAGACAGAGGGUGAGGAAGAGUUGGAUGAGGAGGGAGGCGAUGAGUUUGAGGAGGUGGAGCUAGAAGAGGAAGUUCAAGUUAGAAUCGUGCAGCAGAGUCAAGGAAGGAGGGUGGAGGAGGAGCAAAUGAUGACGGAAGACAAGAGAGGAGGAGAAGGGGAAGAUGAUGACAGAGGUGAACAAAGGCGCACAGAUGAGGAGGCUGGCUCAUGUACGAACACGAGCUCUGAGGACUCUGAUUGUGAAAAGAACAGACAAUACACAGUGGAGUCCAACACACAACACUCUGAGGACUCUUAUUCUGAAAAUAAUACACAGCAUACACAGUCUGAAGACACUUAUUCUGAAAACACACUACAAAUGCACAAUGAGAACUCUUAUUCUGAAAAUAAUACACAGCAUAUACAGUCUGAAGACACUUAUUCUGAAAACACACUACAAAUGCACAAUGAGAACUCUUAUUCUGAAAAUAAUACACAGCAUACACAUUCUCAGGGCACUGAUUCUGAAAACAAAAAACAACUAGCACACUCUGAGGACUCUAAUUCUGAAAACAACGCACUACAGACACACAUGGAGGAGUCUAACACACCAGCGAUGGAUCCAGACUCACUUCCGUCUGAAAGUGGACAGGAAAGGCCGGAGGAGGAAGACGAGGAAGAAGAGGAGCAGUGCAGCUGUGAGGAGGUUGGUGGAGGAAGAACUACAGAGCUUCAGACUGAAGGCCUCAGCAGUCUGUCUGCUGGUCCCAGUCCAACAGAACCAGAACAACCCGUAGCCUCUCCACAGCCGGACCAGUCAGCUGCUUCCUCAGCCCCAGUGAGGCUCACCCAGUCCUCCCAGUCCAAGCAGUCCAGCUUCUACCGGGUGCUGCUGAGCUCUGGAGCCCUCUGUCUGCCAGGAACCAGAGACCGCAGUGGCCGCGCUUUGCUGGCGGUCAGCACCACGAACACCGUGUGGUCGAACCCCGACUGUGACAGCGCAGAGCUGCUCCGCCUCCUGCUCUACUACACCUCCACCCUCAGGAAGGAGGUGGCAGCGUUGGGGCUGACGGUGCUGGUGGACGCCCGCAGAGCCGCUCCUGUCCCCGCCCUGUUCUCCGCCCUCAGGUCCCUACAGGAGAACGUACCAGGCUCCAUCCACACUGUGUUCCUGCUGGUCAGCAAGGACUCGUCUCUGCGUCCGGACAGACCUGCAGCCACACAGGUGGAGGUGUUGAGCUCUCUGAAGUCUGUCCAGAAACACGUGGCGCUCCAGCAGCUUCCCGCAGAGUUCGGAGGGUCUUUCAGCUUCAGUCAGAGCAGCUGGCUCUGCUUCAGAUCGAGGGUGGAGCAGCUGACCAGUCAGUGUGAAAACGUCGUCAACCUCCUGCAGAAAACCAUCAACAUCCUGCAGUCCACACCUCUACCUGCUGCAGCUCAGGACGCCGAGCUGCUGUUGUCCAGGUACAAGGCGGUGAUGCGUAGCAUCCUCGAAGACAGCCGAUUGGUGCAGUUACAGCAGGAGGGCGGAGCCUCACUGUCGCGGCUCCGCAGGGAGGAGAGCAGCGUCAGAGAGACCGAAGAUUACCGGGCGGCGAUGGAGACGGUGUCGUCUCUGUACGAGGAGGUGGACGAGCUGCUGCACCGCCUGGUGAUGCUGUCCAACUCCAGGACCCAGGAGCUGCACUUCAUCCUGGAGUUCAGAAGCCUGGAGCAGGGCUUCACCGAGGUGAGCUCCUGGCUGGAGGAGGUCGGGGAGGUUCGUCUGAAGAGUCUGAGUGAACCGGAGGAUUCACUGGAGCUUCUGAACAAGAAGCAACACGACUUCAAAGAUUUCCACACUACUGCAUAUGAGCGCUGCAGACGUGGCGAGGCCUUGUUGGCUCGUCUGGAGCGUUGGGGCGACAUGUCGUCAGCUGACCUCCACGUCUAUGAGGCCAAGGUUCAUUCUUUCUGGGCUCAGCUUCAGGACUUCUCUCAGCGGGUCAACGCCAGCGGCCAGAACAUCGAGCGGGCCGUGCGACUGUACCGCUUCUUGGACCAGAUCAGCGGUGAACAGUUUGUGUUCCAGCUGGCGAGAUACGGCGAGGAGCUCACUUCCUGUGUGACAUCUCAAACACUUUCUAAACAUCCUAAUCGGGUGGAAGUCACCGAACGACCUUCUGUGGGUAUGAUUGGUCGACGCUGUAAUCAGUGCGUCCUGCAGUACGCUGCGUGUGUCCUGGAGAUCAACCUGAACCGAAACACCAGAACCAGGAGGAGGAGGCCGUUUCUCCUCCGUUGGUGCCUCAGUGAGCCGCAGAGCUUCAGUUCAGUUCCUCCUCAGGUCCUCGCUGAUCUUCACAUCUGCAGUGAGGACAGCCUAUGCUGGGCGUUGGAGGGCAUGCGCCACCUAGCUGGUAUCAGUAUGGAGGAGUGCACGCUGCCAGACAAAUGCCAGGCUGUGAUUGGCUGCCUGGAGGACUACCACCGCCAACACCCGCCAAUCCCGGACGGCCGGUUUCAGGAGAUGAAGGCGGUGGCGGGCGAGCUGCGCGGCGAGCGAGGGCUCCGUCAGUGGAGCUUUGCCUGGUCCAAGUGUCAGGAGACCAAGAUGAUGUUUGACAGGAAGAUGGAGGCGGCGCUCAGGACACGAGACUCCGCCCACAGGCAGCGCUCUGACUCCACCUCCAGUAGAAGCUCCGCCUCCUCCAGGAAAACGCUGUCAGGACUCUGGGGGGUCCACGAGACCUCCUGUCCCCCUGAGGAGGACUCCAAAACUUCCUCCCUUCCUCGUAACACCUCCUCCUCCUCCCUGCUCUCCCUCACCCCCACCCCUCGUAACACACUCCUCCUCCUCCUUGCUCUCGCUC